AGGCGCCGCUCACGGCCGGGGCGGGCGCGGCGCCGCCGCCAUUGGCGGCCCGGCCGUGCCACUCAGAGCUGCCGGGGCGUGGGCGGCGGCGGCGCGGGGCCGGGGGGAGCCGCGGGGCCGUGAGCGGGGUAGGCUGCGCCCGUACUUAAGGGCUCUGCCCGAGUCGCUGACGUCUUUCGAAUUGGAGACGGGCUGCCCCCCUCCCGCCCCGGGCUCCCGCGGACACGGCCGGGGACGGAGGUACGAGUGUCUGUCUAGAAUGUCCAGGCAUGCGAAAAAGCUUAGAGAUCACGAUAUAAAUCCAUGUAUAGCGGAAACAGAUGCCACUACAAAAUGUAUGAAUGACAACAACUAUAACAAGGAUCUGUGUACUGAUUAUUUUUUGAAGUACAAAAACUGCAGAAAAUUCUGGCAUGAAAUUAUGAUGCAAAGGAAGAGAAGUGGUGUGAAACCUGAGAUGCCCCCAGCAGAAGAAAGAAAGAAAAUCUUGGACUCAAUGGGGAAGCUCUACUAACUAGAAACCUGAAUUCAUUGACUGUUGUCACUACAUAAGAAGACUUAGCAGCAGCUAGUUAUCAUUUUAUGAACUGGGUUUUACAGUUGCCAUAUAUCUUGGAUUAAAAUAAGAUCUUAAGUUUUGAAAUGUGUGAGCUUUCUAGGAUAGAAUUUCCUGGGCUGUUCAUACUUCCCAUCAUAGGAACCUGGCCUCUUUUUAUUGUAAGAUAUGGGUAAUAGUGCAACUUCUGUAGAAACUUUUGGAAGUAGAAACUACCUUGCUGUUAAAUUAUAAAUCUAAAAUUAAUGGGACAUGCAGAAAGUCUGUUUGAAAAGAUGGGAUUGGUGAGCAUUGCAGUGUGGUUCUAAGUUCUAAAACUGGAGGCCAUUGAGAAGCUGGUACGUGCAACAUAUUUCUUGCACUCGGCUGUUCUGCUCAGUAGUAUGGAUUGAUCAUGUGUGAUUUUAUCACUGUUUUCACUUGUGUUGUAUUCUGUAUCCCCAGUUAAAAUAAGGCUGUUCCUAAACUAAAAUCCUAAAUCCAGCAAGCUUAUCAUUAGGUCUGCUGCUGUACUUGUCAGUGAUAGCAGAAGCUUGCAGUUAAUCAGAUCUGCAAGUUUUGCUUGUUAGAAGGUUAGGGAGACUGGUGAAGAUAAAACUGAACUGCUGAGGUCUGAGCUGAAUAGUAAUUUCUGUGGAUAGUAAAUAGAUACUUUGGUGGUGGGCAGGCAGGGGGGACUUGCAGACAUGUAAACAGAUCCUCUGAGUGACAUGGCAGGUUUAACUAUAGUACAUCUAUCUAAGACUCUGGACAGCUGAAACCUGGGGUUUGGAAAUGCUUACUCAUACCAGAUUACAAAGCUCAAUUUAAACAGGUACUCUAACCUUAAAUAAGGUUGAUUCUUUAGCUAAAUUGACCUAAUAAAUGUAAACAGGUUGCUGUCUAGUGGAAACAGUG
Molecule: messenger RNA, 1453 nt
Organism: Poecile atricapillus (Black-capped chickadee)
Lineage: Eukaryota; Metazoa; Chordata; Aves; Passeriformes; Paridae
Gene: CHCHD7
Product: coiled-coil-helix-coiled-coil-helix domain containing 7
Exons: 4
Coding region: 260-514 (84 amino acids)
Source: RefSeq, a predicted model, not a curated record